Messenger RNA from Fusarium redolens, 972 nucleotides. RefSeq names its product glycoside hydrolase superfamily. Gene Ontology annotation, biological process: carbohydrate metabolic process; cell wall organization. Gene Ontology annotation, molecular function: glucan endo-1,3-beta-D-glucosidase activity; 1,3-beta-glucanosyltransferase activity. Bases 319 to 972 code for a protein of 217 amino acids. Gene Ontology annotation, cellular component: fungal-type cell wall; extracellular region; cell surface. NCBI's taxonomy places the organism in Eukaryota, Fungi, Ascomycota, Sordariomycetes, Hypocreales, Nectriaceae. The record is from RefSeq and is a predicted model, not a curated record. The transcript is spliced from 2 exons.
UCUUAUGGUAAACCUAGUCUUUGCACCGCAGUGCAGCAGUAUGAUAACACAGAAGGCCGUUAACUGGGAAUAAACUGACACUCAAUGUUCGAAAUAGGCAAUAGCGGUGACCAUUAUUCUAUAGAAAGAAACAUCGAUCGCUAGUAGACCAUAAACUAGAAGAUAAAUAUAUACAUGAAACCAAGAAUUUACUAGUUAAGUCAUUACUGGCGUUUCUCUUGAUACCGCACUUGUUCAAGCAAGCAUCAAUACCGAGGGCAAUAUUCGCAGGAAUAUGACUGCGGAAGGACUCAAUAUCCCGCCGCCAAGCAAACUGGCAUGAAGAUCCUUGUUGGCGUCUGGGCCACCGACGAUGCUCACUUCGGCCGCGACAAGGCCGCUCUUCUCAAAGUCAUCAAGCAGUACGGCACCGACUGGAUCGCCGCUAUUUCCGUCGGUUCCGAGGACUUGUACCGCAAGGACAUCUCCCCUGACAAGCUGGCCCAGCAGAUCUACGACGUGCGCGGUAUGGUGCGCCAGUUCAACAAGAACCUCAAGGUCGGCCACACCGACACAUGGACUGCCUGGGUCGACGGCCGCAACGACGUGGUCACCAAGGCGUGCGACAUUGCCAUCACCAACGGCUUCCCCUACUGGCAGGGCGUUCCCAUCAAGGAUGCGCUGCGCCUCAAGACCUUCCAGAACUCGUACUGGAAUGUUCAGAAGCACGUCAAGGCUGUCAACAGCAAGGCUGCUGUCUGGGUUGGAGAGACGGGAUGGCCGACUAAGGGACCUAACUACCAGAAGGCCGCUGCUACUACCGCUAGCCUGCAGAGCUACUACAAUAAUGUUGGAUGCUGGCUCUGGCAGCAGAAGGAUGCUAGUGGUUUCUGGUUCACUGCUUUCGAUGCGCCUCUGGCUACCCCUGAGGUUGAGAAGUACUUCGGUAUUGCCAACAAGGACCGCAAGCUCAAGUUCAGCCUGACUUGCUAG